UCAUUAUUAUCAAUCACCUCAAUCAACCUCCAGCAGUCAUAAAGCCUUUUCCUUUCGUAUCUCUUUUCUGCCUUCGUUCAAAGCCCCACAAUCACAAUGAGCGAUUUUCCACCCUCAAGUCUUCGACCUCUUAUCCUGGAAGUUUUCGAACUCCUCAAAUCUAGGAAGGAGACGAUAUCCGUUGCGGAGACAGUAUACACUUUGGAAUCUCGGAUCACCUUUGCCGGAUGGACCCCAGCUCAUCUGGAGAACUACAAUGGCCCAACGCCCGCCAUUGUGGCCCAAAUGGCCGACCACGUUCGCCACACUUUCGGCUCCACCUACACGGUGAGUGAGAGUGGAACAGCAGGGCCGACCGGUGGAACAAUGAGGAAUCGCACUCCGGGCUAUGUAGCUGUCGCAGUAUCAACUGUACAUAGGACGUACACACGAGAGGUGGAGACGGGUAGUGAUGAUCGUGGGAGGAACAUGGUUGCCUUUGCUGAAGAGGGUUUAAAGUUGUUAAGGGAUGUACUUGUUGGGAAUGCAAAUCUAUAGAUGAUGGCAUUUGUUUCUUCACGGAGUAUCUCGGAUGUGAUGUCGAUAGUGGUACUCCCUUUAUAUAGAGCAUGGUGCUGUACUAUGUGACCCAUGGUUGGACUCAACCCACUUGAG
Messenger RNA from Aspergillus alliaceus, 654 nucleotides. RefSeq names its product CinA family protein. NCBI's taxonomy places the organism in Eukaryota, Fungi, Ascomycota, Eurotiomycetes, Eurotiales, Aspergillaceae. The record is from RefSeq and is a predicted model, not a curated record. The transcript has 3 exons. The coding region runs from base 97 to 537 and encodes 146 amino acids.